AUGUUGUCCAAGCAGUUUGCCCGUGGCUUCGCCUCCACCGCCCCCGCUAAAAACUACGCCCUGACCAUCAAAAACUUGAAGGUCAACGCGGACACCAAGGUGAUCUACCAGGGCUUCACCGGAAGACAAGGUACUUUCCACGCUGAACAGGCCAUUGCUUACGGUACCAAGGUCGUCGGUGGUACCAACCCCAAAAAGGCCGGUACUGAGCACUUGGGCAAGCCAGUUUUCGCUACUGUCAAGGACGCCAUCAAGGAGACCGGUGCCAACGCUACCGGUAUCUUUGUGCCACCUUCCAUUGCCGCUGGUGCUAUUGAGGAGGCCAUUGAGGCCGAGAUCGACUUGGCUGUGGCCAUCACUGAGGGUAUUCCCCAGCACGACAUGUUGAGAAUUGCCCAGAUCUUGAAGACCCAGUCCAAGACCAGAUUGGUCGGUCCUAACUGUCCCGGUUUGAUUGCCCCAGAGCAGUGCAAGAUCGGUAUCAUGCCUUCCCACAUCCACAAGAGAGGUAGAGUUGGUAUCAUCUCCAAGUCCGGUACCUUGACCUACGAGGCCGUUGCCCAGACCACCCAGGUUGGUUUGGGUCAGUCCUUGGUCAUUGGUAUGGGUGGUGACCCAUUCCCAGGUACCAACUUCAUUGACGCCUUGACCUUGUUCUUGAACGACCCUGAGACUGAGGGUAUCAUCGUGAUUGGUGAGAUUGGUGGUACCGCCGAGGAGGAUGCCUCCGAGUUCUUGAAGCAGCACAACUUGACCAGACCAGAGGGCCCUAAGCCAGUUGUGUCCUUCAUUGCCGGUGUUUCUGCUCCACCAGGUAGAAGAAUGGGUCACGCCGGUGCCAUUGUUGCUGGCGGUAAGGGUGACGCCAACUCCAAGAUCACUGCUUUGGAGUCUGCCGGUGUUGUCGUCGAGAAGUCCCCCGCUAGAUUGGGUAACUCCUUGUUGCAGGAGUUCAAGAACAAGGGCUUGUUGAUCAACACUUCCACCAGAACAAAGGAGAAUGUUCACGAUUUGGAAACGUUCCUCAAGUUGAUCGGAAGAAACUCCAUCGAGCAUUUGGACGCAUUCGAGGGCGAUUUGGAGAAGUUCCUUGGUACCUCCUCCAAGCAGAUGAAGAAAAUGGGCAUCGACACCGCUCCCAGGCGAUACUUACUAAGAUGGAGACACAAGUUUGUCAAUGACUUGGAGCCUUUGAGGGAGCACAAGAAGGGCCGUAAGACGAACGGUGGUGAGAGAAACGCCAGAUUGGUGAAAGCGAAGAGAAAGGCCUUGGAGAGGCUUGAAGAGAAGGAGAAGUGGGCCUCAUCCGAACAGGCAGCUGAGGAGAAGGGCGAGAGAGAAUUUUAA
Molecule: messenger RNA, 1347 nt
Organism: Candidozyma duobushaemuli
Lineage: Eukaryota; Fungi; Ascomycota; Pichiomycetes; Serinales; Metschnikowiaceae
Exons: 2
Coding region: 1-1347 (448 amino acids)
Biological process (GO): tricarboxylic acid cycle
Cellular component (GO): mitochondrion; succinate-CoA ligase complex (ADP-forming)
Molecular function (GO): succinate-CoA ligase (ADP-forming) activity; succinate-CoA ligase (GDP-forming) activity
Source: RefSeq, a predicted model, not a curated record